Talpa occidentalis (Iberian mole) is the source of this 2559-nucleotide messenger RNA. RefSeq names its product integrin subunit beta 2 (gene ITGB2). The record is from RefSeq and is a predicted model, not a curated record. NCBI's taxonomy places the organism in Eukaryota, Metazoa, Chordata, Mammalia, Eulipotyphla, Talpidae. Gene Ontology annotation, molecular function: amyloid-beta binding; integrin binding. Gene Ontology annotation, cellular component: focal adhesion; cell surface; integrin complex. Gene Ontology annotation, biological process: integrin-mediated signaling pathway; cell migration; cell-matrix adhesion.
AGGCAGAGGCCACGUGUGCUGCUCACUACUUCCUCCCACGGCUGAGAGGAAGUGCUCGUCUUCCCCCAUCGGGGUCUUGGCGUCUCCCAGGCGGCCCGCGCACCAGCCCAGCAGGGAGGAGCAGCCCCCAAGCCCACAGCCCAGCCAGACCCCGCCAGGGCUCCACGGCAUCCGGGGGACAUGCUGCCCGGGCUCUCUCUGCUGUGCGCCCUGGCGCCACUGCUCUGCCUGGGGCCCGCCCUCUCCCAGGAGUGCGCCAAGUACAAGGUCAGCACCUGCCGGGACUGCGUGGAGUCGGGGCCCAGCUGCACCUGGUGCCAGAAGCUGAACUUCACUGGGCAGGGGGAGCCCGACUCCGCCCGCUGCGACACCCGGGAGCAGCUGCUGCUGAAGGGCUGUCCCGCCGACGACAUCAUGGACCCCCAGAGUCUGGCCCAGACGGAGGGGGGCCGGCCAGGGGCCCGGGAGCAGCUGUCCCCAAAGAUGGUGACGCUCCACCUGCGGCCAGGUCAGGCGGCCGCCUUCAACGUGACCUUCCGGCGGGCCAAGGGCUACCCCAUCGACCUGUACUACCUCAUGGACCUGUCCUACUCCAUGCUGGACGACCUCAUCAACGUGAAGAAGCUGGGGGGCGACCUGCUCCGGGCCCUCAACGACAUCACCGAGUCCGGCCGCGUGGGCUUUGGCUCCUUCGUGGACAAGACGGUGCUCCCCUUCGUCAACACGCACCCCGAGAAGCUGAGCAACCCGUGCCCCAACAAGGAGAAGGAGUGCCAGGCCCCCUUCGCCUUCAAGCACGUGCUGAGGCUGACCAACAACUCCAACCAGUUCCAGACGGAGGUCGGGAAGCAGUGGAUCUCCGGGAACCUGGACGCCCCCGAGGGCGGGCUGGAUGCCAUGAUGCAAGUGGCCGCCUGCCCGGAGGAGAUCGGCUGGGGCAAUGUCACGCGGCUGUUGGUGUUUGCCACAGACGACGGCUUCCACUUUGCGGGUGACGGGAAGCUGGGCGCCAUCCUGACCCCCAACGACGGGCAGUGCCACCUGGAGGGCGGCCUGUACAGUCGCAGCAACGAGUUCGACUACCCGUCGGUGGGCCAGCUGGCGCACAAGCUGGCCGAGAGCAACAUCCAGCCCAUCUUCGCCGUGACCAAGAGGAUGGUGAAGACCUACGAGAAACUCACGGAGAUCAUCCCCAAGUCGGCCGUCGGGGAGCUGUCAGAGGAUUCCAGCAACGUGGUCCAGCUCAUCAAGAACGCCUACAACCAACUCUCCUCCAGAGUCUUCCUGGAACACAGCACCCUCCCCAGCACCCUGAAAGUCACCUACGACUCCUUCUGCAGUAAGGGGGCUCCGAAGAUGAACGAGCCCCGAGGGGACUGUGACGGCGUCCAGAUCAACGUGCCGGUCACCUUCCAGGUGAAGGUCACGGCGGCGGAGUGCGUCCAGGAGCAGGCCUUCACCAUCCGGGCGCUGGGCUUCACGGACACGGUGACGGUGCGCGUGCUCCCCCAGUGCCAGUGCCAGUGCCGGGGCGCGGGCCGCGACCCCCGCGCGCUCUGCAGCCACAACGGCACCAUGGAGUGCGGCGUCUGCAGGUGCGACGCGGGCCACAUCGGGAAGCGCUGCGAGUGCCAGACGCAGGGCCGCAGCAGCCAGGAGCUGGAGGGCAGCUGCCGCAAGGACAACAACUCGGUCGUGUGCUCGGGGCUGGGCGACUGCGUGUGCGGGCAGUGCGUGUGCCACGCCAGCGACGUGCCCCACAAGGAGGUGUACGGGCAGUUCUGCGAGUGCGACAACUUCAACUGCGAGCGCUACGAGGGCGAAGUCUGCGGGGGCGAGAAGCGGGGGCGCUGCUUCUGCGGCAAGUGCAAGUGCCACGACGAGUCAGGCUCGGCCUGCCAGUGCGAGAAGUCCAACAACAUCUGCCGGAACCGCCGCGGCGUCGAGUGCAGCGGGCGCGGCCGGUGCCAGUGCAACGUGUGCGAGUGCGACGCGGGCUACCAGCUGCCCACGUGCGACGAGUGCCCGGGCUGCCCCCUGCCCUGCGGCCGCUACGUCUGGUGCGCCGAGUGCCUCAGGUUCGACAAGGGCCCCUUCCAGAAGAACUGCAGCGCGGCCUGCGGGAACCUGAGCGCCAGGAACGGCUCGCUGUCCAACCGCAAGUGCCGCGAGCGCGACUCCGAGGGCUGCUGGAUGAUCUUCACGCUGCGCCAGCUCGACGGCCGCGACCAGUACGACAUCCACGUGGAGGACGACCGCGAGUGUGUGGAGGGCCCCAAAGUCGCAGCCAUCGUGGGGGGCACCGUGGCGGGAGUUGUGCUCAUCGGCGUCCUCCUCCUGGUCAUCUGGAAAGUCCUGACCCACCUGAGCGACCUCCGGGAAUACAAGCGCUUUGAGAAGGAGAAGCUCAAGUCCCAGUGGAAUAAUGACAACCCCCUCUUCAAGAGCGCCACCACGACAGUCAUGAACCCUAAGUUUGCUGAAAGUUAGGCGCCUGGUGACCGGCCACAAGGUCCGAGAUGGGGCCCCACCCGCGCCCCUCCCGAGGCCGCCCUGCCC